AUGCUGGUGCAUAAACAGGGUGCCCGGAGCGCGCCAGCCCCUGCUCCUGCAUCUGGUUCCUUCCGUCCACUUGCUGCUGGCUGCGGUGUGCAGGGAUUCCCCGCAGGAGGCUGCCCCGCUCUCUCCACGAAGGUCGCGACCUCUGCGCUGCGCCGCAGCUACGUAGCGAUGCGAUCAUACCCACUGGACUUCCGUUGCAGAGAAAGUGGAAGUGAACCGCAACCCCGGCUCGGCUUUCUUCCGGUCCACGCUGUGCCGCACCUCAAGAGACCAGCUGUGUUUGAAACUUCAGAGAGGAGGGUAGGUGGCCUCAGUUGGGAAACAACUGACAAGGAACUUAGGGAACACUUCCAAACAUAUGGUGAGAUUGAGAGUAUUAAUGUAAAGACUGACCCACGCACUGGUAGGUCAAGAGGGUUUGCCUUCAUUGUUUUCUCACAGGCAGAAUCAAUUGACAAGGUAUUGAGUGCAGGGGACCACAUAAUAAAUAACAAAAAAGUUAACCCAAAAAAAGCAAAGGCCAGGCAUGGGAAGAUUUUUGUUGGUGGCCUGGUUCCAAAGCUGUCAGAUGAUGACAUAAAGAACUACUUUGCACAAUAUGGAACAAUAGUAGAGGUAGAGAUGCCAUUUGACAAGACAGGUUUCUGCUUUAUCACUUUCGAAUCUGAAAAAGUUGUACAAGAAUUGUUAAAAUCUCCUAAGCAGAGCAUAAAUGGAAAAGAGGUGGAUGUUAAAAAAGCAACACCAAAACCAGAUGGCAUGGGUGGAGUCUGUGGCGGUAGAGGCGGAAGAGGUGGCCGUGGAAGAGGCAGAGGAGGUUAUGGUAGUCAAGGCUGGGGUAACCAGGGAGGUUAUGGAGGUUACGGUGGAUAUGACCAAGGAGGCUAUGGAGGAUAUGGCGGGUAUGAUUAUUAUGGAAGUGGGUACGGAAAUUAUGGUGGAUAUAGCAAAAAAGUUACAUAG
Schistocerca cancellata (South American locust) is the source of this 963-nucleotide messenger RNA. RefSeq names its product RNA-binding protein squid-like. The record is from RefSeq and is a predicted model, not a curated record. Gene Ontology annotation, molecular function: RNA binding. Lineage: Eukaryota; Metazoa; Arthropoda; Insecta; Orthoptera; Acrididae. Gene Ontology annotation, cellular component: nucleoplasm. Gene Ontology annotation, biological process: regulation of gene expression.